Molecule: messenger RNA, 2097 nt
Organism: Pichia membranifaciens NRRL Y-2026
Lineage: Eukaryota; Fungi; Ascomycota; Pichiomycetes; Pichiales; Pichiaceae
Exons: 1
Coding region: 1-2097 (698 amino acids)
Molecular function (GO): dipeptidyl-peptidase activity
Source: RefSeq, a predicted model, not a curated record
AUGGCAUUCAACGUGAGAAACACCAAUCAGCAAUGGCUGACUAGAGAGCUUUCCGGCGAAGGGAUGCGGUUCGGGGUGGUAAAGAAACACAACAUCCGGAUCCCGCUGAAGGACGGCAACUACAUCCAUGCGCACGCAUGGUUUCCGGACGCGGCGGUGGAGAAGCCAAGCAAGAGUUUUGGCACGUUGGUCGAGUACAUUCCGUACCGGACAGACGUGACCAUCAUCCGGGACUCGAUCAGACACCCCUACUACGCGGCGCAGGGGUUUGUGUCGAUGCGGGUGGACAUGCGUGGGGCCUGCAACUCCAGCGGGGUGCUCACGGACGAGUACCUGAAGCAGGAGCAGGACGACGCUCUGGAGGUGUUUGACUGGAUCGUGGACCAGGCGUGGUCCAACGGCAACAUCGGCAUGUUUGGGAAGUCGUGGGGCGGGUUCAACGGCCUCCAGGUGGCCGCGAGACAGCACCCGGCGCUGAAGACGAUUGUCACGCUCAUGUCCACGGACGACCGGUACUCGGACGACGUCCACUACCGCGGCGGAUGUCUGCUUGCCAGCGACAUGGUGUGGUGGGGCUCCACCAUGGCCACGUACCAGCCGAGACCGCAGGACCCGCGUGUUGUUGGAGACGGCUGGAAGCAAAACUGGCUGGAGCGCCUGGACGUGGAGCCGAUGCUCACCAGGUGGAUCCAGCACCAGACCAGAGACGAGUACUGGAAACACGGCUCGGUCUGUGAGGACUGGAGCAAGCUGCAGAUCCCCGUGCUUGCCGUUGGCGGCUUCCGUGACGGCUACACGAACCCCGUGUUCAGAAUGGCCGACCACCUCGUCAACCCGGACUCGUCCUGCAUCGUCGGGCCAUGGGUCCACGAGUACCCGGAGAUGGCCGAACCUUCUCCGAAAAUCGGGUACCAACAGCUCUCGUGCAAGUGGUUUGCCAAAUGGCUAUAUCCCGAGACCAAGUCCACUUUCAAGCUGCCCCGACUGACGGCAUAUGUGCAGGACCCAUCCACUAUUGACGACUCCUAUGUUUACAGAGAGGGCUUCUGGGCGUCUUCUGAUUCCCCGCAGAAGAAGACAUACCAGUCCUUUUUCUUGGAUGCGAACCAGCUGACGUUGAAGGUGCAGGAAAUUCCAGAAACACCCGAGCCUGCCGCAGUGAAGUUCGGCGGCAUGCUCUCCCAUGGUAUGUUCAGAGGUACAUACUGUCCGUUCGGAUUCAAGGGCGAUUUUCCAGGCGACCAGAAGUACGAGGAUUCUAAGUGCUUGUGUUUUGAUUCCGACGUUUUCACCGCCGACUUCGAACUCGUCGGUCUUCCUUCCAUUGAACUCGAGCUUUCUUCCGACAAGGAGCUUGCCAACAUCUCCGUCCGUCUGGUCGACCUAUACCCGGAUGAUGGUGAGCACAUCUUGAUAUCCUGGGGUCAAUUGAAUCUCACGCAUAAGGAUUCUCACGAAUUUCCACAACUACUCAAAGUGGGGGAGAAGUUCAGAGCCAAGGUUGACCUUGAUGCCGUUGGUAUCAAACUUGCCAAAGGUCACAGAUUGCGCGUCGCCUUAUCUACAUGUGACUGGCCUCAGGCUUGGCCUUCGCCAGAAACUCCAACACUGACAUUGUAUUCCGGAAAACUAAACUUGCCCCUGUUUGACCACUCAAAUUCGGUACCGGCUCCUAAUUUCGAUGCGCCAACCAUAAUGAAACCGACCUUAGAAUUGGAGCAAGUAAGAGGAUAUGACCGUGCUAAGUCAAUCAAUUAUAAUUAUGCUAAAGAUAUCUGGUCCAUUACAGAUAUUUUAGAUGGAGGCCUUACGAAAAUUAAUAAUAACCAAGAAUUAUCUGGUUUUUACUUUGGUGAGUGCAACAAGAAUUAUUGGGAAGUAGAGAAUAGUAAUCCGUUGUCUGCCCUGAGUAAGAGUUCUUGGGUCUAUGAGCUAGGAAGAGAGGAAGAUAAUUGGAAAAUCAGACUCGAAACUGAAACUACUCUCACGUGUGACAAGAAAAGCUUUUUUCUUGUUGUUGAAAGGAAGGCAUUCGAAAACGAUAAACUAGUUUCAGAAAAAACUUUUUCCGAAACUAUUCCUCGCAGAUUUAUCUAG